This is a messenger RNA of Mercurialis annua (annual mercury), 732 nucleotides long. RefSeq names its product DNA polymerase II subunit B4-like. The record is from RefSeq and is a predicted model, not a curated record. NCBI's taxonomy places the organism in Eukaryota, Viridiplantae, Streptophyta, Magnoliopsida, Malpighiales, Euphorbiaceae. The coding region runs from base 1 to 732 and encodes 243 amino acids. The transcript is spliced from 2 exons.
AUGGGCUCCAUAACUCCGGGGGGAAGAAGUGAUACCGGAGGGCCCUCUUUUUCGACAACUCAAUAUCAAACUAAUUCGAUGAGAGGAAGCAACCCAAUUGCUUUCAACCUAAACACUGAUGAACAACCAACGCCAGGCAUGGCAGCACAAGAUUUAUACAGCGAGAUGCUGAAAAAAGUACUAGAACCUGUCCAGGCAAAUCUGGAUAAAUUGGCUAGUGAAGCAAAAAGAACGAAUGAUAGGCACGAAGAAACUAUGAAAAUCAUGAGGGAUAAUUUCAUCCCAACAGCGACAAGAAGAAGAGGAAGAACAGAAAACACAGACCCAGGCCGUCAAGAGUCAAGGGAAGAAAACAACAGAAGAAGAGAACCCCGAAACGGAGGAAAUGAGGAAAGAGACGAGGCAAGAAACGACAGAAACCGACGGGAAAAUGGAAACAGGAGUGACGAAGAAAGCCCAGGAAAUCAAGAGAAUGGAAAAGAAAAAUCCGACGAGCGAUCCCCUGAAACGCCCAGAAAUGAGCAAAAUCAAGACGAUGCCCGAAGCGGGUUAAACUCAAAAAGAGAAGAACGAAGGGAGGAGAAAGAAGAUGCCCCACCUAAAACCAAGCGACAAGACAAAGAUGCAGGGAAAGAAUCUAGAAGAAAAGAUUGCCAAAGCACUCAAGAAACUGAAGUCAGAAGAGCUGGAUAUAGACGAUCUCAGGUUGAAGGGAUCGCCCCUUUCACAUGA